Sesamum indicum (sesame) is the source of this 995-nucleotide messenger RNA. Its product is annotated as large ribosomal subunit protein uL1z. Gene Ontology annotation, cellular component: large ribosomal subunit. The record is from RefSeq and is a predicted model, not a curated record. Lineage: Eukaryota; Viridiplantae; Streptophyta; Magnoliopsida; Lamiales; Pedaliaceae. Gene Ontology annotation, biological process: translation. Gene Ontology annotation, molecular function: structural constituent of ribosome; RNA binding.
CUAGGGUUUCUACCGCUUUAAGCGUAUCAAUAUUUAUGUUCAGCAAUCAACUCCACUUCAUUUCUGCUCUAGCCACUUCUUCGACCGUCUCGCGAACCCUAAUUCAGGGUUUUCUCAUCAGAAGUGAGUUUGGGAAGAUAUAAGAUCUUGAACCAUGAGUAAGCUUCAGAGUGACGCCCUGAGGGAAGCUAUCUCUGUGAUUGCAGCAGAUUCUAAGGAGAAGAAGCGGAAUUUCACUGAGACAGUCGAGCUCCAGAUUGGACUCAAAAACUAUGAUCCACAGAAGGAUAAGCGUUUCAGUGGGUCUGUGAAGUUGCCCCACAUUCCAAGACCAAAAAUGAAAAUCUGUAUGCUUGGUGAUGCCCAGCAUGUUGAAGAGGCAGAAAAGAUUGGCCUCGAGUCCAUGGAUGUGGAGGCUUUGAAGAAGUUGAACAAAAACAAGAAGUUGGUGAAGAAGCUUGCGAAGAAGUAUCAUGCUUUCUUAGCCUCAGAGGCAGUUAUCAAGCAAAUUCCCCGUCUCUUAGGGCCCGGUCUUAACAAGGCAGGCAAGUUCCCAACUCUUGUGACUCACCAGGAAUCGCUUGAAUCCAAGGUGAAUGAGACCAAGGCGACAGUGAAGUUCCAAUUGAAAAAGGUGCUUUGCAUGGGUGUUGCCGUUGGGAAUCUUGACAUGGAAGAAAAGCAAAUCUUUCAGAAUGUGCAAAUGAGUGUGAACUUCCUAGUUUCUCUUUUGAAGAAGAACUGGCAGAAUGUUAGGUGCUUGUACUUGAAGAGUACAAUGGGGAAGCCACAGCGCAUUUUCUAAGGAGUUUGAUUUUUGUUUGCAAGUGGUAGGGUGAGAAGUUGUAAGAGAGGAAAAACAAUUGAUGAUUCCCAAGAGAUGGGGUUUUUUUGUUUUUGUUGUUAUUCUGAUACUUUUCUCAGAUGCAUUAUGGAUACUGAUUUAUUUUCCAUGCUUUCUUACAAUCUUUUAUGGACGCAGGUUGUUUCUGUUA